This is a messenger RNA of Malassezia globosa CBS 7966, 1131 nucleotides long. RefSeq lists its product as uncharacterized. Gene Ontology annotation, molecular function: NAD binding; oxidoreductase activity, acting on the CH-OH group of donors, NAD or NADP as acceptor. NCBI's taxonomy places the organism in Eukaryota, Fungi, Basidiomycota, Malasseziomycetes, Malasseziales, Malasseziaceae. The coding region runs from base 1 to 1131 and encodes 376 amino acids. The transcript has 3 exons. The record is from RefSeq and is a predicted model, not a curated record.
AUGGUCUUGACAUUGCGAACGGCCCGACGCUCGCUGGUCUCGUGCCUCAAGUAUGCGCGUGCAUCCUACUCGACAAGACCUCAGGUGUUGCUAAUGGAUGAAGUACAAUUGGCAAAGAAGGAUUUGGAGCGUCUCACAGCACACACGGAGUUGCUGUACAAUCACACGAAAUCGCGUGAAGAGCUCAUACAAGCAUUUGCUCCGGGAGGUCCAUUCGCAAAUGUGCGUGGCAUGUAUCGACAUUUUGGUGGCGCAAGAUCAAUUCGUAUUUCUGGUCGCUUUGACCCUGAGCUUGUCAGAGCGCUGCCUGAUUCGUUGAAGUUCAUUGUGCACAAUGGAUCAGGCUACGAUCAGCUUGAUAUUCCUGCACUUACCGAACGUGGGAUUCAAGUGGCCAACGUGCCGACCGUGGUCAAUGAGGCCACCGCAGACACGGCGCUCUUUUUGCUCCUUGGAGCCCUGCGCCAGUUUCCACGAGCUAUUGGGCAAAUGCAGGCGGGAAAAUUUAAUUCACAGUUUUCGUUCCGAGACGCCAGUGAUCCAGAAGGACUAACGCUUGGUAUUGUUGGUGCGGGCGGAAUUGGGCGUACUCUUGCACGUAAGGCUGCGCAUGCCUUAGGUAUGCAUAUUGUGUAUCACAACCGGACACGGCUAAGUGAGGAGCUUGAAAUGCAAGGUAUGCCAGAGGGGAAACGCAUGGAGUAUGCGCUCUCGCUCGAUUCGCUUUUGGGCCAAAGCGAUGUGGUCAGUCUGCAUUGCCCACUUACCCCACAAACACACCAUCUUAUUGGUGCCGCGCAGUUGGCGCGUAUGCCAUCGCAUGCUAUUUUGAUUAACACGGCACGCGGCCCUAUUGUAGACGAAGCCGCGCUUGUCGAUGCUCUUGAUCGGGGCGUAAUUGCCGGAGCAGGACUCGAUGUGUACGAAAAAGAGCCGGAAAUUCACCCUGGACUCAUGCGUCUAUCUACAAGUAAAGCUUUGCUUUUGCCACAUGUCGGAACGCUUACAUUGCAAACACAAACGGAUAUGGAAGCUGUGUGUCUACGAAACCUGGAACAUGGUUUGCAGACAGGACGUCUUUUGUAUACGGUCAAGGAACAAGAGGGACUUGGCUUGUGUGCACAGAUCUAA